AUGGGGCGCCCCGCGCUGCUGCUGCUUCUGCUGCUGCUGGCGCUCGCGUCCCGCGCCGCCGCGCCGCCGCCGCCGCCCGAGCUCUGCCAAGACCCCUCCGUCGACGCCGCCUUCCAAGCCGAGGACGGGCAGAUCUACGUCUUUAAAGGCUCGCAGUUCUGGGAGGUGUGGCCGCUGCGCUCGCCGCCCGUGGGGCCGCCGCGCAACCUGUCGUGCUGGGGCGCCGAGGCGCCGCCGCGGGUGGACGCUGCGCUGGUGCUGGACGGGCGCCUGCACCUCCUCUUCGGCCGCCAGCACGUCCGCCUCGACGAGCGCCUUUGCCAGGCAAGCCUUAGUCGGCAACCACGUCCUUCGGUGGAGGUCGCGGAGCCGCCCUUCCCGCGCGACAACGCGCGCUGGCUGUUCGGGUGCGCGGCGGGGGCGGACGGGGCGCGCGCGCGUCCGCCGCCGCCGCCGUCGCGCUCGCUGGUGCUUGAGCGCGGGCCGCCCGCCGCCGCCGCCCCGCCGCCCGAGUACGCCCGCGCCGCCCCUCGCCGCCGCGCCGCCCGCGCUGUGCGCAUCGCCGCUGCCGCCGACGCCGUGCUGCCCGCGCCGGGCGGCGGCGGCGCCGCGCUCUUCGUUCGGGGCGCGCUGGGUGUGGCGCGUGGGCGGCGCCGGGGCCGACGAGGGGGCGUGGUCCGCGCCCGCCGCCGCCAUCUGGCCGGGCCUCCGCCCGCGCAGCGCGCUGCACGCGGCCUUCCUCGCGCCCGACGGCGCCGCCGUGCUCGUCGGAGGGCGCCGCGUUUGGCGCUUCGCCCCGCCCCGCCCGCCGCCCCCGCCCGCGCCCCUGGCGGCCCGCUGCCCGGCUUCCCGCGCGCGCUCGGCACCUCGCCCUACCCCGGCGCGCCCGACCACCCGACGCCGCGCUCGCCUGGCCCGGAGGGAAGGUCUUCUUCUUCAAAGCUUGCAGUGGAAGACCCCCCAUAUCCACACUCCACGGCGGACGUGUGGUUCGGCUGCGGAGGCGGCGGGGGCGGCAUCGUUGGCGGUGGCGGUGGCGGUGGCGGUGGUGGUGGCGGCGGCGGCGGCGGCACGCGGCGACGGGCGCGCCCUGUCUCCUAA
This is a messenger RNA of Gryllus bimaculatus (two-spotted cricket), 1101 nucleotides long. The record is from the annotation of a GenBank genome assembly. NCBI's taxonomy places the organism in Eukaryota, Metazoa, Arthropoda, Insecta, Orthoptera, Gryllidae.